AUGCUGCAGCUCCCGGCCCUGUGGCUCGGGCUCGGGACCCUGCUCUGCCUGCCCCACAGCCCCGCCGGCCGGCCCAGCACCCAGCGCCUCAGCAAGGGCGUGGACUGGCUGACCCGCUACGGGUACCUGCCCCCCCCAGACCCCAUGCAGGCCCGACUCCAGACCGAGGAAGGGCUGCACGAUGCCGUCAGAAUGAUGCAGAAAUUUGCGGGACUGCAGGAGACGGGGAUUCUGGACGACAGGACCCUGGCGAUGAUGGACCAGCCGCGCUGCUCCCUCCCCGACAUCAUCGGCACCUCAGAGCUGAUGCGCCGGCGGAAGCGUUACGCCCACAGCGGCAGCGUCUGGCCCGUCAAGGAGCUGACCUGGAGGGUCCGCUCCUAUCCCCAGGCGUCCGGCCUGCCCCGGGACCACGUCCGCACGCUGCUUUUCUACGCCCUGCAGGCCUGGGCCAACGCCUCGGCCCUGAGCUUCCGCGAGGCGCCCGGCGCCGGCGCCGACAUCCUGGUGGAGUUCAGCCGCUCCUUCCACGAGGACGGGUACCCCUUCGACGGGCCGGGCAGCACCCUGGCCCACGCCUUCUUCCCCGGGGAGCACCCCAUCUCCGGGGACACCCACUUCGACGACGAGGAGACCUGGAUCUACGACCCCCAGGCCACGCAGCAGGGUGGCGGCACCGAUCUCUUCGCCGUGGCGGUUCACGAGUUCGGUCACGCCCUGGGCCUGGCCCACUCCUCCACCAAGGGGUCCAUCAUGAUGCCCUAUUACCAGGGCCCCGUGGGGCUGCCCCACCUCUACCAGCUGCCUCCCGACGACGCCCUGGGCAUCCAGACCCUGUACGGGAGGAGGCAGCUGCACCCGGGGGAGGACUCGCCGGCGCGGCCCAUCCCCACCCAGCCCCGCAUCCCCGACCUGCCGCCCCACAGACCCACCCAGCAGCCCCGCCCGCCGGCCCCCGAUCGCUGCCAGGCCCAUUUCGACGCCAUCGCCAACAUCCGCGGGGAGGUUUUCUUCUUCAAGAAGAAGCAUUUCUGGAGGAUGCAGCCGGCCCGUAACCUGGUUUCCCUGGAGCCAGCGCAGACGCAGCGCUUCUGGAUGGGGCUCCCCCCGGAUUUUGAGGCGAUCGACGCCGUCUAUGAGCGGAGUAAUGACAGCAAGAUCAUCUUCUUCAUUGGGCAGCAUUUCUGGGUCUUCACUGACACCCGGGUGGAUCCGGGGUCUCCCCGCCCCAUCACCGACCUGGGGCUGCCCGAGGGGGUCACGGUGGAGGCGGCCUUCGUCUGGGGGCACAACGGCAAGACCUACUUCUUUGAGAGCUCCCACUACUGGCGCUUCGACGACCGAGCUGGAAACGUGGAGCCCGGGUACCCCAGAUCGGUGACCCUCUGGAAGGGGGUCCCCGCUGGGCUGGAUGACAUCAUCAGCUGGAACGAUGGAAGCACCUACUUUUUCAAGGGCACCCAGUACUGGCGGUUUCUGGGGGGCAGCGUGGAGGCCGAGAGCGGGUACCCCAGGUCAGCCCCCCAGGACUGGAUGUACUGCCCGGGUUCCCCCACCGCAUCGCCGGCCCCGGGGCCCCGGGGAGGAAGCAGGGAGCCUGGAGGUGGCCAGUGUCUCUGCAGUGGGGCCCUGCCGGGCCCCCUGCCGGCCUUCCUGACCUGGGCCCUGGCUCUGGCAUGGGCCCUGCGGUGACACCCGCUGUGCUGCGCCGAUGCACUUUACGCCCCACCGCAUCCCACCGCUGGCACCACGGGGCAGCUGUGUGCACAGAGGGGGUGUCUGUGUGCAGUAUCCCACCGCUAACA
Mauremys reevesii (Reeves's turtle) is the source of this 1805-nucleotide messenger RNA. It is a transcript of the gene MMP25, whose product is annotated as matrix metallopeptidase 25. Gene Ontology annotation, cellular component: extracellular matrix. The coding region runs from base 1 to 1692 and encodes 563 amino acids. Lineage: Eukaryota; Metazoa; Chordata; Testudines; Geoemydidae. Gene Ontology annotation, molecular function: zinc ion binding; metalloendopeptidase activity. The record is from RefSeq and is a predicted model, not a curated record. The transcript is spliced from 10 exons. Gene Ontology annotation, biological process: collagen catabolic process; extracellular matrix organization; proteolysis.